GGUGGUGGUGGUGGAUGUUGGCGACGACGAAACAGGAGGAGGAAUAAUGUCGCUGUCUCUGUUUUGACCCGGCUCCAUUUUCCCCAGAGAGACGGAAAGGAUAAAGAAGGAGAGAAAGUGAGAAAGAAAGCAGACAUGGCCGAGGCACGGUCCGAAGAAGAGGAGGAAAACAUGAUGAGGGACACCCGGGAACAAGUGGUCCGACGACAGCCGAACAGCUCCGGAGGUCGUCCUGACAGACGAAAGCCAGAGCAUCGUCACAGCCAGGGUCCCCUCUCGUCCAUCAGAGCUGCCAUCAAGAGAACGUCCACCAGGUCGACUUCUCUCUCGGAGACGUCCAGAGACAGAGAGCGAGACAGAGACAGAGAAAGAGACAGAGAAAGAGACAGGAGGCGACCAGAGAUCACCAUCCUGUCUGCAGAGCCGCUGGCCUCCACGUCCUGGUUCCCAGGGGCCUCUGGAGGAUUCCCACCUCCCCCUCCUCCUGCCGCACAGAUCUGGGGACCCACAAUCCCUCCGUCCAUACAGCCUCCUCCUUCCUAUGAGGAGGUGAUCAGAGAGAAGACACAGGAGCAGGGUCUCCUGCCUUCUUCUUCCUCCUGCUCCUCGUCAUCCUCGCCACGUCCAGUUUCCACAAUAACCAUCGCCACACAGACUGACCCAGCGUCUGCUCCCGACCCCGAGGACGCACCGGAGAGAAGACCGGUGAGACCACCACGACCACGACUGCCUCUCUCCUACCCUCCCAAGUCGUCUCACAUUGAUGACAUCACCGCCAGCCAAUCAACACUCACCUCCAUUAGCAGUGACAGUAUCGACACACACGCCUCCUCCCCUGUGACCUCAACCACCAGUGCUCAAACUGACCAAUGGGAUCAGGCUUCAGCUGCUGUUGACACGGCAACUACAUCCACGGCGUCUUCUCAGGCCCAGUUGCAGCGUCCACGCCCGCGGCCUCGUACUAAGAUCGGAGUCCAGCCAAUCAGCAACGAGGUCAAAGUUCAGACUUUGGUGAAACUCCGUGAGGACGGUUUGGCCACGCUAGCCGCCCGCACAGAAGCCGACACCGCCAACCAGGAAGUGAGUCAGGGGAAGUACCUGCAGGAGCUGCUCGAGGCCUUCAGCUCAGACGACUGGGGCUUCCCUGAUCGCCGCAGCGACAGCAGCGGGCACAGCCAAUCAGAAAGUGAGGAAGAGGACGGCGAGGACAUGGCGACUCUGAAGGCGAGGAUACAAGCCUUCGAGCAGCAGCAGCAGCAGGUGGCUGAUGGGAGCUGCGGGGACGCUAACAACAGAGACUUUGUUGUCACAAAGAGACCUGAACCCCGGCCGCGCCCUCGUCUCCAGGGCCAACCAGCCAAAUCUGCCCCUCCCAUCGUUGCACCAAAACCCAAAAACUUUUCACAUGCUCCGAAACCAUCCAGCAAGGUAUUCUGGGAAGAUGGUGGUUUGGCGGCGGCGGUGGCGCCAGCAGACUCGGGUGGCGCAGAGACUCUGAAAAUAACUGAACCCCCGUCUGAAGACUUGAACCCUAAACCUGCUACAGAACCAGCACCUUCCUGUGCCCCGAAACCUGCUCCAGCUUCGACGCCCCCACCCCCCAGAACCACGGAAAAACCUUCACUCACGCCAAAACCCCAGUCUGCUCCAGACACCCUCCCAGCCGGUAACCCCGCCCCCGUCCCGGCGCCCAGGCCCCCUCCUCCCAAACACACCUCCUCUCUCAGUGACGCUCCCUCCCCAGCCAACCCCAAACCCCCACCCAGACCUCCAGUCGCCCCUAGGGCCAGCGCUGGAGCACCACCCCAGGAUAAGAGCACCGCAGCUGGACACACCACCCCGACUCUGCCCCCGAGACCCACAGUGGAGGUCGGCAGUGGAGCACAGACAGAGACAGGAAGUGACGAGACGCAGGACGCUGUGAACCAAGUUGUGAAAGGAGGAAGUUUCCGUCCAGGCAUCCCGACCAAACCAGCAGCGCUGACCUCCCCACGCAGAGCCAGUGCUCCAAAUCUGGCUCCCAAACCCACAGGACUCUCAACAACGCCUCCAGAUCCAAACCCAGUCCCCGCCAAACCUGCAGCUGCUCCAGCUACAACCUCCAAACCAUCAGGACCGGCCGCCGCCGCUCCAGUCCCAACCAAACCUCCAGCUCUGACUCCAGCUCCGGCUCCGGCUCUGAGGAAAGGCCCUGUGAUCCAGACCAAAGCUGAAACCGAAAGCACUGCUAACCCAAAGUCCUCAGACCCUCCUCUUCCUCCACGGCCUUCAAGUGGAAAGUUCCUCCCACUUCGUCCUCCACCAAUCAAAUCCAUCCCUGGGCGACCACCGCCUCCAGCCGUCACCUCGACUCCCUCAGCCAAUCCGACCCCUCCCCCUCCUUCCAAAACCGGUCCCGCUCCCUCUGUCUCACCUGUCGGCCAGUCUGCACCUUCACAGACCACGCCUCCUUCUCCUCCAUCUGUAACGGCCAAUCAGCUGCAGGCUCAGAGGGCACCGAAGAGAGGACCGCCUCUGCCCCCCCGGCCUAAACCUGGACAUCCUCUCUAUAACAGCUACACGAAACAGGAAGUCCUGAUUGUCCUGGACGACCCCAGCCCGGCUCCCUCAGAGCAUCAAACCCCCGUCGCCCCCGUCAUCAGCCCCUCACAGUGUCUUCUGGACCUGGACACCCCACCAGAGCCGCUCCCGGAUCAGGACCGCCAGUCAAAAUCUGCCCUGGAGGAGCUCGGCCUAUCAGAGUCCCAGUCGAUCCUCCCUGUGCAGCCCGCUGAACAGAAGGAGCAGCCAGACCCUCCCCCUGUCAGCGGUCCCCGGUGCAUCGCCCUGUUCGACUACGAGGGCGAGGAGGAGGACGAGCUCACCUUCUCCCAGGGUGAUGUCAUCGCCCUGCUCGAGCUCAUGGGGCAGGAGUGGGGGCGGGGCCAGAUCCACGGCCGGGUGGGAGUGUUCCCCCUGAACUUCGCUGAGGUGGUGGAGCCGCUUCCGCAGCCGCCGCCGCCGCCAUCGCCAGGGGAGACGACAAAAAGUACGUCGGUGGACACGGCAGUGAUAGAAAGUUCUGAACCAAAGACUGUGCAGGACCCAAACCCAGAGGCAGAGGAGUGGGCUGUGGCUGUGUUUGACUUCCCCGGUCAGACUGCAGAGGAUCUGUCUUUCCACAAGGGGGCGGUGAUCCGAGUGACGGAGCACGUCGACGCUGAAUGGAGGAGAGGAAGACUGGAGGGGAGGGAGGGGCUCUACCCCGCUGCCUUCACACAGCCCUACCAGGUCCCAGACCAGCAGUGGGCAGGUAAAGGAGCGGCCAAGGCUCUGUUUGACUUCACAGCAGAGGGCGAGGACGAGCUGUCACUAAAGGUCGGUGACAUCAUGACACAGGUGGAGCCUGUGGAUGAGCAGUGGAUUUUGGGAGUUGUGGGCGGGAAGCGUGGGAUUGUGCCUAAAAACUACAUUUCACUUCUCUGACGAGGAAAUCCUGAAACGGCCUGAGAGCGACUUUCUUUUAUCGUCUGUUAAAACAGGUUCCGGUUUUGAACCGGCAACCUCCCGACCUGCCGACGCCGCGGAGCGUUUCCUGCGCUGACGAGGAACGCGCACACGAAUCUGAACAUUCACAUUUUGAAGCAGUUUUUUAAUGAAACAAAAGCAGCUCGGUCGGUUUUUAUUGGUAAUUUUGUUAUUGAUCUGGACUCUGACAUGUCAUCGGAUUGACAACCCUGACCUGACGUCGCCAUGGCAACUGAGACCUAUGAUGACAAAGAACAGGAUGGACCUGUGCUGCCUUGACGACGGAGGAAAACUGAUGUCGAUGACGUUGAGUUUAGUCUCAGCUUCCUGUCAUGUUGUGACGUUUUUGUGGGACUGGAUUUGACUCUUUUGGAUUUGACUCUUUUGGAUUUGACUCUUUUGGAUUUGACUCUUUUGGAUUUGACCGGGACGUGGACUCGAACCCUGAAGCUCCUGCUCGUGACAGUUUUAGCUCUGCGCUCGUGUGAAAUCGAUCGGUGUGAUGGGACAUAAAGGAAAAACACACGGCUGGACAUCUGCUUUUUAGACGACUUCAGCUUUGCCUCUUUGUAUCUGUUACAGAUGUUUAACAAAAGUUUUUAUGGUGUCCGUGGAAACAGCAUCCGAACUGGAAGCCCUCAGCUCCGCAGGAGGAUUAAUUCACUUUAAGUAACUCAGUUAAAACCUAGAACUACAUUUAUCUUUAACAUAGUGAACCGUGCCGAGCGUUAAUUCUCCUCCAGAGCCGGAGGAGAUCAGGAAACUGAAUUAAAGCUCCACAUUAAUUCAUUCAGUUUUCAGAUGAACGACUGCGAGUUCGGGCUUUUCAAUAGUUAAUCUGUCCGUGGAGCGGCGGCGAGGCGAGUGUGAGCUGCAGGCAGGAUGUUGCUGUGCGACCUGAGUGACGCUUGGUGCUGUUAUAUAAUAUUUUAAACUUGUAGAGCAAAAAAUUUUUCCUCUUUUGAGACAAAUUAUUAGGAAAUUUUCAUUGAAAUGUUUUGUUUUGUUUGGCGACACUGGUAGGUUCCUGUAGCUAUUUAUAAAAGACUGUUGCACAUUUCUCAUUGGAGAAACUUUUUAGAAAUGUUUCACAUUCCCGAAGCUUUGAAGUUUUAACCGGAUCAUUUAAAAAAGAAAACACUACGACUGGUUUUCAUCUGUCGUCACUGCUGAUCAAAGCUUUUCUAACAGUGAGACUCAACACGUCGCACAAGAUCCAAAAAUACUUUAAAAGCACUUUAAAAGUAUUUUUGAAAACAGUUGGCAUUAAAGUAAAAUAAAUACACGUAAUUCCGUAUUUAAACUUGCAGUUAAAUCUCGACACUAAGCGCGAGCAGCUCAGUAAACGACAAAAACACAAAAGGUCAUGAAACUCAACCGUGCACCACGAACCUUUUCUAAAUCCCUUCUGGUACUUAAACAUGUUCAUGGUUUAUUACAGUCAGGCUUUAAAUGUCGCGCUCCUCUUGCUUCCUGCAGUUAAACGGUGUGUGUGAGGUGGUUUUGAACGCGCUCUGUGCCAACAACAGGAAGUGUGUCUGUCACAACGUUAGCGACGGUGCGGCUCUGGAUGUGAUUUUAAAAACAUAUCAACAUAUCAGUCCUCACGUGUUCCUUCACAUUUCCUCCUCACGUUUCCUUCCUCUUAAAAAAAAAAACGGCAUCUCUCAUUUCUAGACUGAAAAUGAGUCGCAUUCAUCAACUGAAGUGUUUUUAUUUUCUUUGAAGAUAAAAGAUGGAUGAUUUUCUCUUAAUGUGCUGUCAACAAAUUAGCAGUGAUGAUGAAUUCCUCUUAUUAAAUUAAAGAUUUUAGUUGUUUGUCACUUGAAGGUCUUAAAAAUGUACUAACUUUUUACAUUAUUCAGUUAUUAUUUAUUAUCUUUUCCAUUUAAUUUUGAAAGUCUUGACGGCAGUGUUAAACAUAGAUUUACAAAAUAAAAUGCAGCCAGAUGACAGUGAAGUUGUAUUAUAGUAGAUGGUGCUUGGUUGUCCACUUCUUUUUAAAUUGCUAUAUGUGGAGUCCUGAAGAUAAAAAUAAUGUGACGUGAUUAUUUUGUCAAGAUGUUGAUUUACUAGAGAAACUUUUCUGACAGUUUAUUUUAAAUCUAAAUGGUCAGUGAUGGUCAGAGCUCCUGAAGCGUAAUAAGAUCAUGUAAAAUGCGUCGUAAAAAAAUUCACAACACAAAUCAUGCAGUUAUUGUAAUUUGACAGUAAUGAAAGACGUGUGGGGAAAUGUUCCACAGUUAGAGACAGAAGAUGCUUUCACUGUCCUCUGCACCCUGCAGACACUCGCAUUCAGCCGUCUGUUACAAUAAUCCUCACCAGACAAUCGAGCCAGUGCAUCCAAGUGCAAACAGUUCAUUGUUCACUGAAGAAAACCUUUCAGCAUCCAUCCAUCCAUCCAUCCAUCCAUCCAUCCAUCCAUCCAUCCAUCCAUCCAUCCAUCCAUCCAUCUUCACGACUAAUUUGGUGUCAACUCGCUAAAGAGAAAAUCUUCCAUGUGGCAUCUAUUGGACUGAUUGUGCACCAAUGUAAUGACUGUAACACUAGUGUGUGUGUGUGUGUGUGUGUGUAUGUGUGUGUGUGUGUGUGUCUAUAAAUGUGAGUGCGACAGAAACUGAGAGAUUUAUAAAUCGCUUUCUAACAGAUAUUUUAUGUAUAACCAAACAUUCCGACUUUUUAAUCCAAAUAAAACUUUGAGGCAUUUCAAUAAUUCUUUUCUUUGGUUUUUACUUUUUGGUUUUUUGUACAACUGACAAAUCUGACUCAAUAAACUUUA
Seriola dumerili (greater amberjack) is the source of this 6286-nucleotide messenger RNA. Its product is annotated as SH3 domain-containing protein 19-like. The transcript has 18 exons. Gene Ontology annotation, biological process: protein transport to vacuole involved in ubiquitin-dependent protein catabolic process via the multivesicular body sorting pathway. The coding region runs from base 136 to 3465 and encodes 1109 amino acids. The record is from RefSeq and is a predicted model, not a curated record. NCBI's taxonomy places the organism in Eukaryota, Metazoa, Chordata, Actinopteri, Carangiformes, Carangidae. Gene Ontology annotation, cellular component: ESCRT-0 complex. Gene Ontology annotation, molecular function: protein binding.